This is a messenger RNA of Pseudopipra pipra, 6264 nucleotides long. Its product is annotated as mucin-2-like. The transcript has 11 exons. Bases 1 to 4701 code for a protein of 1566 amino acids. Lineage: Eukaryota; Metazoa; Chordata; Aves; Passeriformes; Pipridae. The record is from RefSeq and is a predicted model, not a curated record.
AUGAUCACAGUACAGGGCUUUGAGCUUAACUUCCUUUGCCUUCACUUCUUGCCCUCAUCCUCACUUGACCCUCCUUUCCUCCCAACAGCCUUCACCCAUAAAACGUCAACUGAGCCACACACUGAGCCAACUCUGACCACACAGAAGACCACAGCUGCCACCUCCAUCAGCAGCACCUCCAAGACCUCUGUCUCCACAGAGACCAGCCCACCAAGCAGCACAGAACUCCCUCUGACAACAUCUCCAAAUCCCAGCUCUCCACCUGCUCCCAGCAGCCCACUCAGCACCCGGCUGCCAUCUGCUCCCACUUCCACAGUCUAUUCCACAGCAGCUCCAAGCACCAGCCCCAGGCCUACACCUACAACCCUGAGGCCCAAGCCCUCAUUUCCAAUGACAAGUGCUCCACAAGAGUCUCUUGCAGCAGAGUCCUCUGCACCCACCACAGCCAAAACCAGCACAGUGCCAUCUCCUGCUCCUUCUCCCUCCUCAACUGUGUCCUCAAUACUGCUGAGCUCCACACAGCCUGGAAGAGGCAGAGGGAUCUUGCCUGUUGGAAAGCACCAACAGGCCAGAUCCUUUUUUGGGGAGAAACAGUCCCAGGCUGCCCUCUUUCCCAGGAAUAAUCAGUGUAGCACAGUGCUGCCAUUUUUGCUCACAGUACAAGGCAUUGUGCCAACCUCCUCUGCCUUUGCCUCCUGCCCUCACCCUCAACUGACCUGUGCUUUCCUCCCAACAGCCUUCACCCAUAAGUCAGCUGAGCCACACAUUGAGCCAACUCUGACCACACAGAAGACCACAGCUGCCACCUCCAUCAGCAGCACCUCCAAGACCUCUGUCUCCACAGAGACCAGCCCACCAAGCAGCACAGAACUCCCUCUGACAACAACAUCUGCAAGACCCAGCUCUCCACCUGCCCCCAGCAGCCCACUCAGCACCCGGCUGCCAUCUGCUCCCACUUCCACAGUCUAUUCCACAGCAGCUCCAAGCACCAGCCCCAGGCCUACACCUACAACCCUGAGGCCCAAGCCCUCAUCCCCAAGGGCAAGUGCUCCACAAGAGUCUCCUGCAACAGAGUCUUCUGCACCCACCACAGCCAAAACCAGCACAGUGCCAUCUCCUGCUCCUUCUCCCUCCUCAACUGUGUCCUCAACACUGCUGAGCUCCACACAGCCUGUCUUCACCCAUAAAAAGUCAACUGAGCCACACACUGAGCCAACUCUGACCACUCAGAAGACCACGGCUGUCACCUCCAUCAGCAGCACCUCCAAGACCUCUGUCUCCACAGAGACCAGCCCACCAAGCAGCACAGAACUCCCUCUGACAACAACAUCUGCAAAUCCCAGCUCUCCACCUGCCCCCAGCAGCCCACUCAGCACCCGGCUGCCAUCUGCUCCCACUUCCACAGUCUAUUCCACAGCAGCUCCAAGCACCAGCCCCAGGCCUACACCUACAACCCUGAAGCCCAAGCCCUCUUCCCCCAUGACAAGUGCUCCACAAGAAUCUCCUGCAGCAGAGUCCUCUGCACCCACCACAGCCAAAACCAGCACAGUGCCAUCUCCUGCUCCUUCUCCCUCCUCAACUGUGUCCUCAACAUUGCUGAGCUCCACACAGCCUGCCUUCACCCAUAAAAAGUCAACUGAGCCACACAUUGAGCCAACUCUGACCACACAGAAGACCACAGCUGCCACCUCCAUCAGCAGCACCUCCAAGACCACUGUCUCCACAGAGACCAGCCCACCAAGCAGCACAGAACUCCCUCUGACAACAACAUCUGCAAGACCCAGCUCUCCACCUGCCCCCAGCAGCCCACUCAGCACCCGGCUGCCAUCUGCUCCCACUUCCACAGUCUAUUCCACAGCAGCUCCAAGCACCAGCCCCAGGCCUACACCUACAACCCUGAGGCCCAAGCCCUCAUUUCCAAUGACAAGUGCUCCACAAGAGUCUCCUGCAGCAGAGUCCUCUGCACCCACCACAGCCAAAACCAGCACAGUGCCAUCUCCUGCUCCUUCUCCCUCCUCAACUGUGUCCUCAACACUGCUGAGCUCCACACAGCCUGCCUUCACCCAUAAAAAGUCAACCGUGCCACACAUUGAGCCAACUCUGACCACACAGAAGACCACGGCUACCACCUCCAUCAGCAGCACCUCCAAGACCUCUGUUUCAACAGAAACCAGCCCACCAAGCAGCACAGAACUCCCUCUGACAACAUCUCCAAAUCCCAGCUCUCCACCUACCCCCAGCAGCCCACUCAGCACCCGGCUGCCAUCUGCUCCCACUUCCACAGUCUAUUCCACAGCAGCUCCAAGCACCAGCCCCAGGCCUACACCUACCACCCUGACGCCCAAGCCCUCUUCCCCCAUGACAAAUGCUCCACAAGCGUCUCGUACAACAGAGUCCUCUGCACCCACCACAGCCAAAACCAGCACAGUGCCAUCUCCUGCUCCUUCUCCCUCCUCAACUGUGUCCUCAACAUUGCUGAGCUCCACACAGCCUGCCUUCACCCAUAAAAAGUCAACUGAGCCACACACUGAGCCAACUCUGACCACACAGAAGACCACAGCUGCCACCUCCAUCAGCAGCACCUCCAAGACCACUGUCUCCACAGAGACCAGCCCACCAAGCAGCACAGAACUCCCUCUGACAACAACAUCUCCAUAUCCCAGCUCUCCACCUGCCCCCAGCAGCCCACUCAGCACCCGGCUGCCAUCUGCUCCCACUUCCACAGUCUAUUCCACAGCAGCUCCAAGCACCAGCCCCAGGCCUACACCUACAACCCUGAGGCCCAAGCCCUCAUUUCCAAUGACAAGUGCUCCACAAGAGUCUCCUACAACAGAGUCCUCUGCACCCACCACAGCCAAAACCAGCACAGUGCCAUCUCCUGCUUCUUCUCCCUCCUCAACUGUGUCCUCAACAUUGCUGAGCUCCUCACAGCCUGCCUUCACCCAUAAAAAGUCAACUGAGCCACACAUUGAGCAACCUUUGACCACACAGAAGACCACAGCUGCCACCUCCAUCAGCAGCACCUCCAAGACCUCUGUCUCCACAGAGACCAGCCCACCAAGCAGCACAGAACUCCCUCUGACAACAACAUCUGCAAGACCCAGCUCUCCACCUGCCCCCAGCAGCCCACUCAGCACCCGGCUGCCAUCUGCUCCCACUUCCACAGUCUAUUCCACAGCAGCUCCAAGCACCAGCCCCAGGCCUACACCUACAACCCUGAGGCCCAAGCCCUCAUCCCCAAGGGCAAGUGCUCCACAAGAGUCUCCUGCAACAGAGUCCUCUGCACCCACCACAGCCAAAACCAGCACAGUGCCAUCUCCUGCUCCUUCUCCCUCCUCAACUGUGUCCUCAACACUGCUGAGCUCCACACAGCCUGUCUUCACCCAUAAAAAGUCAACUGAGCCACACACUGAGCAACCUCUGACCACACAGAAGACCACAGCUGCCACCUCCAUCAGCAGCACCUCCAAGACCUCUGUCUCCACAGAGACCAGCCCACCAAGCAGCACAGAACUCCCUCUGACAACAACAUCUCCAUAUCCCAGCUCUCCACCUGCCCCCAGCAGCCCACUCAGCACCCGGCUGCCAUCUGCUCCCACUUCCACAGUCUAUUCCACAGCAGCUCCAAGCACCAGCCCCAGGCCUACACCUACAACCCUGAAGCCCAAGCCCUCUUCCCCCAUGACAAGUGCUCCACAAGAGUCUCCUGCAGCAGGGUCCUCUGCACCCACCACAGCCAAAACCAGCACAGUGCCAUCUCCUGCUCCUUCUCCCUCCUCAACUGUGUCCUCAACAUUGCUGAGCUCCUCACAGCCUGCAGCCGUCACACAUAAAAUGUCAACCGUGCCACACAUUGAGCCACCUCUGACCACACAGAAGACCACAGCUGCCACCUCCAUCAGCAGCACCUCCAAGACCUCUGUCUCCACAGAGACCAGCCCACCAAGCAGCACAGAACUCCCUCUGGCAAUGACAUCUCCAAAUCCCAGCUCUCCGCCUGCCCCCAGCAGCCCACUCAGCACCCAGCUGCCAUCUACUGCCUCGUCUACAUUCUCUUCUUUGUCUGCAACCGUCAGCACAAUGCCUACACCUACAUCCUUCACUACUUCCACAUUUAGGUCUGCUGAGAGUACUCCAUAUUCUUCUUUCCAAAACACCACAUUGCCUCCAUAUGGCAAAACAUCUUCCUUAGCCGUUCCUACCAGUAUCUCUGCCAAAUCCACUCCAGUGUUGGUCUCGACUGGUUUAUCUACAACAAUGACAUUUGCUCCCCUUGUGAUCACUACUGCUUCUACAGAGUCGGCUGAAAGGAGCACCUUGCGAACAACAACGUUAACCACUGCCCGCACAACAUCAUCUCCUUUCACCUCUAGACUUUCAACAUCCUUGUCUUCUAUUGUGCCAUCCACAGUUCCACAUGAUCCUUGUAGAGAAGUUGAAUAUGAAGAAACAAUAACUUACAAAGGCUGUUCUGCAAAUGUCACUUUAAGCCGAUGCGAAGGAUCAUGUCCAUCUUCAACAAAGCUGAAUGUUGAGAACAUGACGGUCAUCACAGCAUGCGGCUGCUGUCGGCCACUUCAGCUUCUUAAGAAGGAAUUCCAACUACCAUGCCAAGACCUAGAUGACCCUGGAAAAAGGCUCACUAUAGACAUAACUGUAUUUAGUGGUUGUGUUUGUAACUUUGACAGUUGCAUACACUAGACUUGCUAUCAGGCUUCUGAGCAGCUGCCUGGACUGUCCGUGAACUUGACAGAUAAAUUAUUCCUGAUCAGGAGGGUGGGAUGCAAAGAGGAAAAAAAGAAUGGGCAGCGUGAAGUUCGGGAGGGAAGACCAUGUCAGAGACUGCAUGGCCUUGUUCAGGGUGAUAAUAAUUAACCAGAGACUAAAAACUGGCCCACGCACUGUGCAGUAACAGAAAUUUGACUUUCAAAUAAAGUAGAAGGAAUUGAAUUUCCUAACUUUUCAUUAUUUGGCCAAUUAUUUUAACUGAAAAUAGUCUGUUAGGUUCACUACAGCUGAACUAGGACCUGUGGAAUAGCCCACCACUUCACUGGGAGAACUGACCCAUUCCCUUUCCUUUGAAGGUAGACACAUUGUGUUCAUCAUCCAUAGAUGACUGCUGUUGGAAAGCAAGGUGCUACAUGAACCAAAAGCUAAUUGUGAGGUUUCUGCAUGCACCCUAGAAACACUACUAACAGACAUGAAGUGGCUUUUGGAUAACACAGAAAUUUGACGGCAUUUCCCUGCAAGAAAUCAAAGCCCAUAUGCAUCUAACAGGACACAGGUUCACUCAGAAGCAAUUUCUACUUGCUGCCAGUCAAGAGAAUUCUUUAUUACUUUGUUUGCAAAUAAUUUAAGAAAAAGCUGUAUGAGUGCACAAAAGCUCAUAUUUUUUCCCUUUUAGCAAGUUUCAGAGAAGAAUCUGAAGCAUACAUUUAGAGCUUAAGUGAUGUUAUUUAGCAGUUUAGAUACUCUUUACAGUGACAUCAACUUUUUACAGCUCCUGCCCAUAUGUAAUACAGAUGUGUGCUGUUUAGCCUCAGCCUUAUCCCACUGCUACUCCAGUUUACUGCAGUCUGCACUGUUCACAUACUUACUGGUGUUGAGCACUCUAGGAAGAAAGAUUUUACAUCAAGGUUUUGGUUGGUUUGGUUUUUUUUACAGUAGAGUAUUUAUAACAUGUGACUUAACACAGCAACAAAACCAAACUCACUCACUGGAGGGAACAGAGAUCUUUAGACCAGAUAAGAUUCAAGUGAACAAAACCCACUAGUUUUCAGAAAGAAAUCACAUCAAUUGUUUCACAACAACCAUUCCAUGCAAGUAUUUCUUCCACUUUUAUGCUCCCAGACAAAAAAAGGACAGUUUGAUUACUGUUCUAAUCAUUUAUUUAAUCUUAAUACGUUCUUCUGAUGAAUAUAGUCUAAUAUAUAGUCUUCUAUAUGAAAAUUCUCCACUUAAUUUGACAGAACUUUGUUUUAUACAAAUAAGACAAUCACCAUAAAUGUUACAUACUGGAGUGUAGGUCAAGAAUGAACAUAUGCUACCUGUUUUGCUAUUCAGUUAUUUUCACAUGUCAAUGCCUGAAAAUACUGUACUUAAAAACAAUAACACUGUUUACUGCAGAAAUUACUUUGUCUGCUUGACAGGAUACAUCACUGGUAAGUUAACCAUCAUUCACAAACAAAAAAAAAAAUAAAGUAUUUGUAUUUAAUUUGUUCACUUUUCUGCUCAUGGCUUCAUUGAGCUGACAUUUAAUAUAAA